Molecule: messenger RNA, 441 nt
Organism: Colletotrichum graminicola M1.001
Lineage: Eukaryota; Fungi; Ascomycota; Sordariomycetes; Glomerellales; Glomerellaceae
Exons: 1
Coding region: 1-441 (146 amino acids)
Source: RefSeq, a predicted model, not a curated record
AUGAACAAGGUCGCCAUCUUGACCUCGUCCACUCACGAGCUUGGUGUGACAAUUCGCCAGCGCUCAGACCUCCUCGCCCUCCUCGGGCCAACCUUCACCCUUGCCGUCCGCUUCCAGAGGCUCGUCGCCGUUGCGUCGUGGCUCCUCCUUGUCUACGGCCACCUCCUCGCCACCACAACCCUCUCCUCGACCAUUGUCGCAACCCGGCUCUUUGCCGCCAACUCAUUCCUUCUGCUCAACGCAACGAUGUCGGCGUUUCGCAGGUCGCUGAGGCGUGCGUGGAACUCCAAGAAUGUCUCAAAGCUGAGAAAGAAGUUCUUCAUGGAGUUCGCCACUACGAUACUCGGUCCAGGGGGCAACAUGCUGAUCGUGUUGGUCUUCUGGCCGGGGUGGAUGCUCGUCCUCGGCCUGCUUCUCGCCGUCCGGAUGAUGGCCGGAUGA